GCUCGCUCGCUCGGAGCUGGUGGGCCGCGACGACGGUGGUGCCGCCGGUGCGGGUCGGGCGCGCAGAGAGAAGCUCGCCGCCGCGGAGUGUGAAUGUGAGAGAGAGAGCGCGCGUGUGAGGAAGGAAGGAGAGAGGGUUCAGCCUUGGGACAGCCAGAGAGAGCAAGAGCAAAAGCUAGGAUGGCAGCAGCAUGAGCCGCAGCAAUGGGCUCGUCGUGAAAUUGUCGUCGUCGUCGUCGUCGUCGUCGUGUGCUGCAGCAGCGGGUGCGUCGUCGUCGCCGUCGCCGUCGUCGUCGUCGGCGGCGGUGUUGGGACUGUUGUGCGCGCUGGUGGUCGGCGGCGGCGGCGGAUGCUCGCCUAGCUGCCGCCGGGUGGACGCGUGCAGCGGCGGCGGCGGACCGGCGGCCGAGCGGCAGCAGCAACUGCGGCACCAGCAGCGGAGGCGGCGUCGGUUGUUGUUGCUGCUGCAGCAGCGGCGGCGGCGGAGCAAUGCGUCGACCAGCCGGCGGCGGCAGCAUCACCUUUCGCCGCCGCGCCGCACACGCCUGCCGCAGGGCUGCGGCCCCCGGCGGAGCGUGCCGCCGCCCCCGCCCCCGCCGCGGGGGCGGCGUCGGCUCGCCGCCGCCACCGCCGACGGUGCCGACGGAGCCAGCAGCCCGGAUUUUCGCCGUGCCGCCGUUCGCCUGCCUUUUUUCCACCGGGCCCCGCGGGGGCCACCGCCGGGUACCCGCCGGCCCUAAGCAGGGCCAUGCCCCUGCACCGGCGGCUGCUGCUGCUGGCCGCCUCCCUGCUGCUGCUGCUGACGCUGGUGGCCGGCCCGGCCGACGGGGCCCACCCGGCGGGGCCCCCGGCUAACCGCUCUGCCUCGUGGUGGCCGCUGACCCUGCCCCAGGAGCUGCUCAACAGCAACAUGGGCACCACGCAGCAACAGAUCAUCGGCGUGCCGCCAUCUUGGGGCCUCGGCUGCCCGACGCCGGGCAGCAUGCCGCCCGCCCGCGACCCCAGGCCGCCGCCCCAAGGGAAGAACGCCACCGCCACCGCCAACACCUCCAUCGACGCCGCCGCCAACCAACAUGACCAGCCGUACCACAUGUGUCCGCGGGCCUGUAUGAUGGAAACUAUCCGUAAGAACGACUCGAAUCCGUCGACCCAGUCCGCCAACACCACCAACAACGGGCGAGAGUCAACAAGUCAACAUUCUCCGGAGUUAAGCCAGUGCCUUCAUUAUUUAAAGCCAAGUGUUUUUGAGACUUUGUGUGAAAAAGACUACCAGAGUAUUUACCAAUUUCGAGACAAGGUUUCAAAUUUGCGACUUCCGUUUUGUUGCGAGCACUCUGUCGAAAGUGUGCUGAUGGCCGGUCUUGAAGAAGAAUAUGCUGCUGAUAUGCGCAACCAACAACAACAAAAUACUAUUGACAAACUUGAAAACCACAAUAAUACUAGGAGUAAUGAAAAUAAUAAAACAGAGGUGCCUGUAAGUCGUUUGUUACGUACUUUUGAGUGUAAUCGCCACCUUGAGGCUCUUCUAUCUUUGGAUCGGCUUGCAAGAAAGGCUACACAUCUUUUUGAUGCUGUUCUACAACGUUAUGACUGUGGCCAGACUUAUUCAGUACAUUUCAAGUGCGACGAUUGUAAGGAUGCGUAUCGGCGUUGGGUGUGCGCGUCCCUGUUGCCUUAUCACGAGCCACGUGAACCAGCCUCGACGUCGGCGCCAAGCCCGGCCACGGACAACGGCAAGCCGGUCGGGCAGCCUGAAAGGCCGAACCCGAGUCGUCGGAACGCGUGGCGAAAAGUGCGCCCGUGUCGUGAUGUGUGCCAGCAAGUGGAGCAGCGGUGCCCCUUCUUUCUGCCGGGGGACCGUGCGCCAGGAUACACCACACAGUACGCGGGUGAACCCACCUUCCUGUGCCUCGAUCCCAACAUUCCUGAGACGGGAGAGCAACUAGAGCGUUCAUCCUACGGCCGUGAGGAUUGCUGCUUCCGGUACUGUGAUACUACCGACAGCAUCGCUCACUAUCAGAGGACGCGGGCCAACCAAAGCCGUAACUUCGACGUGUGCCCGACGACCGCGUGCGACACUAGCGCAUUCAGCGUACAGGCACGCUCCACUCUUCUCCAGGCCGAGAACAGUGCAGCCACGCGGACAAGCAGACGUGUUCUUCUCAGCACCACAGCAGCCACAACCGCCACCUCCACCUCCCAUUCCCCCCACCGACACCCCCCGCCGUCUAUGUUGUUGGCCCCCGAGCCCCUUAGUCUUAAGAGUCACCAUAGCUGGAAGCAGGCGCCGCAGCAUCAACACUCCUCUUCUCAGCAGCAGCUGCAGCCGCGUCAGAAUAAAAAUGAAGUCGUCGUUGUUGACACACGCAGAGGGCAGGACGAGGUGCCGUCGUCGGACAGUGACAACGCCGGUCGGCACGUGCGGGACGCUGCCGGCGACAGUGCUGCCAACCGCGGCGGUGGCGUCCGGACCCCCUCGUUUCACAUACACUCUUGGACUAUUAGGCAAGUGCGGCGUGCCAGCGGUGGUGCGACAGUGGCGCUGCCACUCGCGAGUGAUCCCACUACAAAUAUUUUCAGUGAUAAUAGAUUACCCGUAUUAUGGCGGAGAUGGUGGUCAUCUAUUUUUACUAAAAUAUUCGCAACUGCCGAGCUGAUCGCCGCCCUGUUGCCGUAUGUGUUGUUAUUUUUACUCGUCCAGAAGAGAGCGGUGGAGGGAUAUCUCUAGCUAAUACUACAGGGGAGGCGGUAUAUUGCAUCCUGGCCGCGCACGCCCCUGCGCGGCAGCCGUCCAGGGGCGGGCGCGGCAGGCCGGACGCCGGCUGUCCCCCGCCAAGGGGCUCUGCCCUGCUCGGCCGCCACGAAGGCCACUUCUGGCUAGUUUUAUAGCUGGAAGAGCCCAGGCCACGCGCACAGUGAGUGAGCGUCUGUCCCCAACACGAUUUGAUCCGACCAAUGGCCGCGAGCUCGCCACUUUUUCCGUUGACCACUAUUUCGCGAAGUUCCAGUCAGGGCGACAAUUCCAUAUAGGUUGAAAACCCAUCCAAGCGUCAAGUUCGAAGUUUAAACUCACUGCGACCGUGCAGAAUCGCUUUUUUGUCGAUAUUUUCAACUCGAAAUUAGCGAGCCAGGCCCGUAACACAACGCCACUCCGCUAAAGGCCCCGCGGGGCCGCGCGCCUUUGACCCGCACUCACUGGAAAUGCGAGAGCAGCAAGCAGAGCAAAGCACGGCAGACCCGCGGUCUGGAGCCAAUAUGCAGCCUCCUCUUGUGCAUACUGCAGUAUGAUACUAGAUAACGUCAUAGUUACAAGUGUAAAAUAUUAAAAGCAUAAAAAUACUGUCCUGUGAUUAGAAAUAAUUCAGACACGACACUGCAUUCGCGCGUUUAUUGAUUAAUUCUUUUUGAUUAUAUAAAAACAGUUUCAAUGCAAAACGAAAACACACGUACAGCCAGACGAACAACUAAACCCCGGUUUGAAGACCACAAUCACAUACACUUACUCACACAGAGACAAACAAAAAUAAUAUCUCGAAAUUCGCUGUAAGAUGGGGCCGUCGCCGCGCCCCACCGAUCGAUGCCCCAGGGGCCCCAGAGCCCCCACCGGCUCCAUAAUCACCUGUUGCUCACGAAAAAUAAAACUAAAUACUUUGCAUAUAUAUUGAGAAAACGAAAAACCUUCGCAAGUUGAUUUGUGAAAUCAAAAAAGACGAGCGUAAAAUCAAGAGAAGCCCCGCGAUUGUUUGAAUAUCAAGUUAAAAAUGAAGGAACAUCACAGUCACAUAACACACUCCCACACACACACACACACACACAAGCAGAGAAUUGAUUGAAAUAAAUUUUUAUAUAAUUAAAAAGCAUGAAAAGUUGAAAAAAAGAAGCAAAAACAAUUUGAUGGACAGUGAAGCGUAAAUGUGUUUUUUAAAAGAACACGUACUGUUUUUAAUAGCAGCAGGAGUUGACUUAAAAAAGAUGCAAAAAAUGAAAGUGUUUAAAAAGAAAUAAGAGAAAAUCCAGUUUAUCAAAGAAAAAACACACACGGAAAAUCACACACGACAAAAUACAAACACACACGACACACUCUCUUUCUCUCACCACCAAACUCCGUAAAAAUGCAAAGAAAAAGAUUAUAAAAUGGAAAUUCUUCUCACUUGAUUUAGUUGAAGUUGAUGUUCUAGAAAGAAUAUUUAAAGAGGAAAAUAUUAAUAAUUAAAAAAAAGAGAACGUAUUGUGUCUGCAAAGUAAAUGAAAGUAUAUUUAGUCCUCACUUCUAGCAAUUUACUCUACUUCAGCAGCAAGAAAAUAUGGAGCAACCGAAAUGUAAGCGCGUCCACCAUUUCUCUCACUACGCAUUCUCAGCAUAAAAGUAAAAAAUAAAUCGCGGAGAUGAACGGAAAAGGAACAGAAGUUGUGUAUUUUCACCAAGGGCACUGCUCGAGUAGAAACGAACAAAUUUAUGAAAGGGGAGGGCAGUCUGCACCUGGAAGGGAGUGCCUAAUUGCCGAUUGGGUGCUAAUCAUAGCCAUCUUGGAUUUUAUGAUCACACCCAUUGAAAGCAUUUAUUUUUCAGUUACCUGACCGAUACAGAAAAUUUUAUUUUAAACCCAGGAUGUUAAUUAAUUUUAUCGGCUUGGUGGAAAAUGAAUUCGACCAGCAUUUGAUUGCCGAAAAUAUCCCAGAGGUGCUACUCAUAAAUACAUAUUGUUAAAAAAAAUAAACAGGCACUCGGAAUUGCAGCCAUUCUGAUCGAUCACUGCCCUUGUCUUCGAUAUAUGCAUAAUUUGCUUCCGUUUCUUUCCACUCACACACACUCACAUGCUGCAAAACAAUUAGAGGAUGUGAAAAGAGCGGCCGUCCGCAAAAUAUUUUUAUCACACGCACCCGCUGAGGAAAUUAAACUAUAACCACAAAGGUAACGACGGAUGCGAAUUUUUAAAAGUACGAUCGGGUAUAAUCAUUAAGUAAAAUGAAAAUCUGGUGUUGAAAACAAAAAGAAAGCACUCACACGCAAACACACACACACACAAACACACGUAUAGAAUUAAAAAACUGAUCACAAAAGUUACGGGAUGGUGUGAAAUGAAAACCUAAGGAAAAGAAUCAAACGAAAUCGUUGUUUUUCAUGCAAGAAUUCUGUUAUUGAUGAUGAGAGUAUAUUAUAUUAUGAAUUGAAAAAGGGAAAUAGAGAAGACCUUUAUUUAUAUAGACAUUGUUGUGUCCUAAAUUGUAUUGAUCAUAUAGUUUUUUAUAGGAUGUACAUGGUAAAACAAAACAAAACAAAAAACCGACACAAGAAUCUCACAACGUGCUUGGAUGGUGCAAUAUACACAUUAUUAUCUGAUAACGCAGCAAACAAGCCUGUUUUACCGUUGAUUUUGCACAAAAGCACAUACACACACACAGAGUGAAUCGGAUCAAUACGAAGCAGAUGCCCGGGUCGAAAACUUGUGUUAUAUUAUGUAUUCGUGCAUGAAAAGUGAGAAAAGCGCUUGUUGAUUUUUUGCACUGUCGUGUUGAUUUGAUGAUUGUGAGCGAGCAAGAAAGAAAGAGAGUCGUUAUAAUUCUAAUAAAUUAUUAUUACAAACAUGCCUGUUACACCAAAAACAACUUUUUGUGGUAAAUGUUGAAAUGAAGAAAAUGCUGAAUAAUAAUAAUAAUGUUGAGAAAGAUCUGUUCUUUAUAUACACUGCAUUCUCUUUUGGGUCACACGAAAGGAAUUUGCGCCAGUUCAUCCUCCCAGUCCGUUGAUUUAUUCUAAACCUACCGAAACGUUUGGUGAGCGUCCAUAGCUUUUGUGUGCUUGUUGAGCGGUUGGAUUUCAGCAAAUUCAGUUCCGGAAAGUUAAAGGCGUUUAAAAUCAGACCUUAGAGUUGAUCGAAACCACCUCCAGUAAUCGGAAAAAAGCGCCUUAGAGACUACCAAGAACAGUUUUGUUGGUCUCUUAAAGUUGUUGAUUUUAAAUGCCUUUUGAUAUCGAUGUUGAGCAUGAAAUUCGAUUUAAUUGUGCGCGUCUCCAUAGCUAAAGUGUGCGUAAAAGAUUAGCUGUCGGUUCGUUUUUUCACUGAAUGCUUUUUUCACGUAAGAACAAUGAGGGGAAAUCACGUGUCUGCCACUGGAUCCGGUUUUUGUGCCGCGCACGCACGAGGAAAUGCCAACAAAAGACUGCAUGCCUAAAACCACACACAAACACAGAGAGAAAAUUAAUUGAAUACAAAACAAACAAACAAACAAACAAACAAAAAACACGAUGAUGCACUCGAGUACACGAAAAUAAAUAAAAGCUAAACGACGAAAAUGUUUUGCGGAAUGAAGAGGAACCCACGCAGAAUAUGGGAGGACCUAAGGAGUGUGAAAUGUCAAACGGAAAUGUAUUGUCAAAUGUUCAACAAAACCAGACAAUUGUGUAAAUACAAAUGCCUCGACGCAAAUUCGCACGCAGCCCGCCGUUCGACUUUUGCAAAUCGAUUGAGAGCGUUUCGUAUAACUGAUGCGCGAGAGAAUGAAUCCGAAACGAGAAAUAAUGCUUUCCAUUGCUCUGAACUAACAGUAAAUUGAGACCAUCUGCGACUAAAACAGAGAUGAAGAAGUCAAUCUCUCUCUCACACACACGUACACACGAAAUGAAAACUCACAAAAAAAAAACACUUACAUACACAAACACGCGUUUGAUUUACGAAUUACGAUUAUUAUGUGGACUACACGUCAUCAGGAUUUUGUGAAUGAGAAGGAAAAAUUUUAUGCGGUCACCUUAAACAGCCCAUAAUUAUUAUAGUGUUAAUUUACUGGUAAUAAAAACUAAUAAAGUUCAAGAAACACUGUUAA
Cloeon dipterum is the source of this 6822-nucleotide messenger RNA. It is a transcript of the gene Mid1, whose product is annotated as Mid1. Gene Ontology annotation, molecular function: stretch-activated, monoatomic cation-selective, calcium channel activity. Bases 749 to 2728 code for a protein of 659 amino acids. Gene Ontology annotation, biological process: calcium ion import across plasma membrane. Lineage: Eukaryota; Metazoa; Arthropoda; Insecta; Ephemeroptera; Baetidae. The record is from RefSeq and is a predicted model, not a curated record. Gene Ontology annotation, cellular component: plasma membrane. The transcript has 3 exons.